Anopheles marshallii is the source of this 1278-nucleotide messenger RNA. RefSeq lists its product as uncharacterized. The transcript has 4 exons. The record is from RefSeq and is a predicted model, not a curated record. The coding region runs from base 1 to 1278 and encodes 425 amino acids. Lineage: Eukaryota; Metazoa; Arthropoda; Insecta; Diptera; Culicidae.
AUGUCGGAUGACUUUGCAUGCAUGCAUGCUUCCAAUCGGUUCAGUUCCGUGGAAGCACCAACAGCGUUAGUCUUGUUGCCGAUCGCCGACCUAACACCACCGUUGCCGGAACUGACGGCAUUAAUGCCGCAACAGGAAAAGCGACGAGAGCUGCGUUUGAAACGAUUCUGGCGCACCACAACCAAACCGCCGACGUCCUCCGAGGAGUCCGGCGGCUGCGAAAGUCCUACAAAACUCGGACGAAAGGCGUUCCAGCAGCCGUCCGGGACGGGUACGACCGCCAGCAGCAGCAGCGAUAGUCCACCGAAACAUCCGGCCUGUUCGCUACCGCUCCUACAAGUUUGGCCAAGCCAGGACUCACCUCGGGGCGAAGCGGACGGACAGAGUUUUGUCUUUCCCAUCGUAGCAGACGAUCAGCAACAAAGCUCCAAUGGGCGGCGGAACUCGUUGUUUGUGGAUCAGUUGCAGGCGGGUGACUCUGGAAUUGACUCCGUACAGGCGUCACCGUCGCCGAUCGCAAUGCCGUGCCAUCCGCUCGUCGUAUCCAAUGCCAUCUCACCAAGUGCAUCACCUACGGCCGGUUCACCGACGCCCUCAGUAGACCGCACCACGAGACGUCCGUCGACUUCGCUGCUCCAUCCGGACCAUGCGAGAAUAUUCGCGCUUCGAGCACCUUCCUCCCCAGACCAAGUGAGCCUGGCCAGCCUGCCGUUGUUCGACAAUCAUAGAACCUCUUCCACGCCACCCCAUCCAUUGCACACCUCGCUCGAAGACAGUACCGAGUUCAAUGGGGCCACUACCAGCAAUCAUCUCUGCACUGCGAGCUCCAGCACGACCUCCUCCCUUACUUCGGUAGCCGUAGCGACACUUGGACAUCAUCCGCAGCGAUCCUCCGACCCAUGGCUACGUCCGGAACGCGACAAAGACAACCCAGAGCUGGACCAACGGCGUGCCUCCACGAUGACGGCCCGGUUGUCCCUGUUCGAUGCGCUCGAUCUAGAGUACGCCUUGCUAAGGGCAGCGGCACGCGGUUCUGUUGGUCCGUACUCCCUCAGUGAGUCGCUGCACAAGCUCACCUUCACGCAGUCGCUUGCAUUUCCUGCGCUGGCUCGUGGUCUCGCGACCAAGCGACGCAACUCGACCGAACAGAGCUCGUCCCGGCCGCUGAACCCGAACGAAUCGGGACUGAACACAUUCGCUAAAGUUGUGACCGCGUGCGUGCUAGUGAUGGUGAGCUUUCUCGUGUUUCUGGUAGUGUACAAGUACGUGCGGACGUGA